Molecule: messenger RNA, 324 nt
Organism: Thermochaetoides thermophila DSM 1495
Lineage: Eukaryota; Fungi; Ascomycota; Sordariomycetes; Sordariales; Chaetomiaceae
Exons: 1
Coding region: 1-324 (107 amino acids)
Source: RefSeq, a predicted model, not a curated record
AUGGACCCAAGUCUGCGCACAUCGGCCACCGACACUCUACGGGGAGCCAGUAGCGCUGAUGUAUAUAAUGACUCGGCCUUUGCCCGUCCCAUGGGUGGCCAAACCAGCCGGGAGCUACGCAGCAACCGUAACGAAAAACGCGGGCUCGAGGGCAGGGGUGCUACGGCAACCACGUCGGACGAGACAGUCGAGGGCCGGGCUCGCGCUCUUGGAGCGGACCUGCCGGAGGGUGUGGAGAGGGGCAUUCGGGACAAGGGUCCCGGAGCCGAGGACAGGCAACCGGCUUCGGCAACCGAGAUAGCCUCCGAGAAGAGCCGUGCAUGA